Messenger RNA from Rodentolepis nana, 450 nucleotides. The record is from the annotation of a GenBank genome assembly. NCBI's taxonomy places the organism in Eukaryota, Metazoa, Platyhelminthes, Cestoda, Cyclophyllidea, Hymenolepididae.
AUGUCGAAAAUAAAGGCAAAGAAGACCAGGAAGGCCAGAGGUCAUGUUAGUCAUGGUAUGGGUCGUGUCGGAAAACACCGGAAGCACCCUGGUGGACGUGGUAACGCUGGCGGUGAGCAUCAUCAUCGUAUAAACUUCUGUAAGUACCAUCCUGGUUACUUCGGUAAGAUCGGUAUGGACCACUACCAUCUGAAGCGUAAUCCUUACCACUGCCCCACAAUCAACCUUGACAAGCUAUGGUCUCUCGUGUCUGAACAGACUUACCAGAAGUACAAGAAUUCCAAUGAUGGAAAGGCACCAGUGAUCGAUUGCGUUCGUAAGGGUUAUUUCAAGGUUCUUGGCAAAGGAAUCCUUCCUAAAAUCCCUGUCAUAGUGAAGGCCCGUUUCUUCUCAAGGAGAGCAGAAGAGAAGAUUAAGUCUGUUGGUGGAGCUUGUAUACUUACUGCCUAA